UUCCACAGGGACGUAUUUCGCUGCUGCACACCGUUUCCCCCGUUGGUUUGUUAGAAGUUCAGUAAAGCCAUUCGCUAUUGCUUAUAUUCAUUUUGAAGAGUUAGUUUGCAAGUGAAUUAAUUCCCUCUUGGUUGUAAGCAGUCUUUAGGUACGAGACAUGUCCCUGCAGCUGUGGUGUCUUUCCUUCCGGCAGCCGUACGCCGGUCUGGUUCUGAAUGGGGUGAAGACGUUGGAGAGUCGGUGGAGACCCCUGCUGACCCCCUUACAGAACCAAACUCUGGCCAUCCACAUCGCCUGGCAGGACUGGGAGGGGGAGGACUGGAAGUCGGUGCUGAGUGGUCCACUAGGGAUGAGCAGUACUCAGAUCCAGGCAUUGCAGGACUCUGGAGAACGGUUUGGACGAGGUGUGGUGGCAGGACUGGUGGAUGUAGGUGAGACCUGGCUUUGCACAGCUUCUCUGCAAGGGGAGGAGUUGCAUAGACUAGAGCAGGCAGCCCUUCUGAUUGGUCUACAGGACAAACACUUGACUCAUCUGACCAAUCCACGCUGGCUAACACAGCCUCUGAGGACUCGGGGAGGUCGUGAUCUUUGGACUGUAGAGAUUCCAGCUGAGUUUUUACCACAAGACAGGAUGCUGAGGUCAACAUCUCCAUGGUAACAGAUGCUGUAAACCUACUAAGCUCUUGAUCAGAUGAACUCAUGUAGAACCAGAACCUCUAGACUAAUCUGAGCUGGACUCUGGACAGUGAAUCGGUCUGUAAGUUCUGAUUCUUUUUGCAGCAGAAUACUAGAUUCUGGUUCUGUUCUGGUUGUGAGGAGUGUGUAGCUUUUACACCUCAUUUACACGAGUUCAACGGAUGCGGUCCAGAUUCCAUUCAGAACAUUCACACUAGCUGUGCUGACACCACAGAUCUGGAGCUCCAGAAAGCCUCUUGAUGGAGUUCAUAUUUCCAUACACCCCAUGCAGAUUUUAAUUUAGUAAAAUCACAUGAGCCAUACAGGAAGUGAGACAUGGUUCAGCGAGGUGAAUCCUUUACAUACUCAAGAGUAAAUGAGGCGUUUCAGAUGCUUCUGAUGGUCUUGGAGUCUGAGGAUCAUCAGGUACUCCUUGAAUGACAAACUCAAUGUUUUAGUCUUCAUAUCCACCUUAUUUUUCAUGAUUUUUUAAAACAGAUAAACAAUGAUGUAUUCAACAUCCGGUGACAUACUGGAACUACCGCAUACCUCUUGGUUUACAUGGUGAAGUUUGUUGCCAGUUUACUAUUUACCCCCAAACAAUGUACUUGCAUGGCUCGGGAAAAGGUCGCGCUGUUCGCAGUGGUCCAGUCAACCAGAGAUAAUUAAAUAUGUUUAUAUGGAGUAAGAGUGUGGCCGUCGGCGCAGCUUUCACCACCUCCUGAGAGAUAAGGAACCCAGAGGAAUGUGGCUGAAAAAGCGAACCCUAACCUGGAAACUACUCCACCUAUUUGUGUUUAUUUCAUUUUGUGGAUGUGCAAACCUCCAGAGAAGAGAAGCCAGGUAGUCUCACAACAACAGGUAUGCUUUCAUGUGUACAAUUUUAUAUAUAGUUUCAAUGCAAUGUUAGUUUAGACUGCCAUUGUUACCCUAAGAGUGCCAUCCUGCAGUCUGAUGUAGAAAUUAAAUUUAAAACCAAGGCUAGGGAUGAGGGGUCCAACCUGGCUCUACGUCCACUUUUAAAUAAGACUUGAGUCCCAACUAUUGUUUCUAUGGAGGAACUGAUACACCUCGCUUUUGCUAAAAUGCUACUGUAUGUUAGCUUUUGCCAGAUUUUUAUAUAGUUUGGCUAAAAUAAUAAAAGUUGUCAUAUUUAAAUGUUUAUUUCUGAAGUGUUUACAAGGACACACAGAUGAUGGUAAAACGUUGAAUGAUUCUUGGCUCGUUUGUUCGUUCUGUGUAAAUGAACACCGUUAGCAUGAAGCUGCAUCACUAACGCGUGAGUUUACUGCUGAAGUUACACAGUUCUAGAUCUAGAGGUGAAGGAAGAACCAAAUCAGCCUCGCCUGAUGCGUUUCCAACACCAGGAGUUCCGUCCGUUUUGAACGGGUCUACGUUUAGAUCUAUAGAAGUAGAUCUGCUGUAGGACACCAACACAUGCACAAGGAGAACAUUAGUUGGGAGUUGAACCAACAACCCUCCUCCAGACUGAGACUCAGCCCACCAGUUCCAGCAUCUUCCUCAGAGACCCCAACAGAACACAUAACCCAAAUGAUGUUUAGAACAACUUCUGAAGCCCAGUGGUUCUAAAAGGGAACCAAUCAGAACAGCAGAAUAUUUAUCUCUUAGCAAAAGCUCAGGUAACCUGAAUCUGGUCCAAACUGGUUUGAUCAUCUUUAGUUGUUUGGUGUAAAUGACCACAUUAAUAUUCUGUAAAGUAGUUCGUAAAGUUAUGAGCGACUGUUAUAUUGUUAGAGCGGAUGCUCUUACUUUGAAAGUCACAGAGCGACAAGGUGCCGUAAAGCAAGUGGCGUAAACUAUUUAGCCGAAGCGCGAGAUCUAAUGCACAGAGAAGGUGGUGCUUAAGAAAUAAAAUAAGAGAACUUGAUCGUUUUACAAAUGAAGAUAUUCUUAUUUACAAUUCUAAAUUAAAUGGGAAUAAUUCAUCGUUAAUUAACAUUAUUAUUAUUAUUAUGGGUAAAUACCACAUCCACAAAAGCAAAUGGAAAACUGCCAAACAUGAACUGUUUCACAAAUGAAUUCCAUAUGUUCUUAUCCACUUUGACUCGUAUAAAAAAUUCAAAUGCAACUGCAAAAGCCAUUUGUCAUGCUGCAGAAAAGUGUUUCAUCUUGUAACACUGUUUUUACUUUGUGAUAUAAGUGCCUCUUAUCUAAGUUUAUUUGUUUUUCUUUUAUUGUUAUUAAGGAUGCCUAGCCUAGUGAACUAGACCAAAUUCUUGCUUUGCAAAGUUUGGUCUAGGCAUGCUCCAUUGGAACCUCCGCAGCUCCUACCAGGACUCUGGCUAGCCAAUCACAGCUCUCUAGAGGGGUUUCAAACACAUAAAGAGCUGUGAUUGGUCCAUAAUGGUGGGCCAAUCACAGUGCUCUAUCUGCUUUGUGAACAAAUCACAGAGCUUUAUCCGCUUUGUGGGCCAAUCAGGGCCCUCUAUAUGCCUGGUGGGUGGGAUGAUGCAACAGAGUGAAACAAGAGUAUGUCACAUUCAUUGUCCAGUGGAAUGCGGAGAUCAUUUGAAAGACAACGGUAGAACCCGCCCCACAACCGAGAGCCGUCAAUGGAGCGUGGCCAGACUAAAUAAUACAUUUAUUUAGUCUGGCUUGCCAGGCUAAAGGAUGCCUUGCAUGUUUCCAUUAUGUGUUGUUGUCUCACGAGAAAUUGUAAUAAGCAUUUAAUGAUGAUAAAAAUAAAAAAAAGAGGUGUGCUCUGUGGUUAAUGGACGAGAAUGGGAAAAAGAACGGCUAUUAAGGUGCAAUACUGAGUUGAAAGCAGUUUCUUAGCACCUGGUUGAUGAGGGAACAAGGUUUGUCCUGUAGAUUUGCACUUUGUUGUUAUACGGAGCGUAUCGCUGCUGACCGCUGCUAAGCAUAAAGGCCGAGUUUUAGAGGGUGCUAACGUAUCUUGUCAUGUCUAGGCAGCGAUGCAACGAUUUCACUGUUAUAUGCAAUAAUUGACAAGUUUCAGUGUUAUUUGUUAUGAAAGGUAAAGAGAAUUAAUUUGUGAUUAAUAAAUAAGUCAAAAGGGUUAAAGGUAACGCACCGUUUUAUUCUGUAUGUUGUAGCUCUUACGGUGUGUUCACAUGCACGGCUAUUUAAUAAAAGGAUUGUGAACCAUCA
Nothobranchius furzeri (turquoise killifish) is the source of this 3807-nucleotide messenger RNA. Its product is annotated as protein EOLA1. The record is from RefSeq and is a predicted model, not a curated record. Lineage: Eukaryota; Metazoa; Chordata; Actinopteri; Cyprinodontiformes; Nothobranchiidae.